Angiostrongylus costaricensis is the source of this 855-nucleotide messenger RNA. Lineage: Eukaryota; Metazoa; Nematoda; Chromadorea; Rhabditida; Metastrongylidae. The record is from the annotation of a GenBank genome assembly.
AUGUAUAUAUGUAGAUACAUAUGUAUAUAUGUAGAUUCAUAUGUGUGUAUAUAUGCAUAUAUGUAUGUGUGCAUAUAUAUAUAUAUGUAUAUAUAUAUAUAUAUAUAUGGGACUCGUGUACCGCAACGGUUAGAGGAGCCCUGCAAUACACAUGAGACCGAUCCCAGCGCACCACGCUCACCAAGCCUUCCAAUCCUCCGGGGUCGGCAAGUUGGUAGCGGACUUGUCUGGCAGGAUGACAACACUGGCUCGAUACAUCAGUGGUUCACCGCGAGUCAUUUAAAGACCUUAUAUGUCUUCAAUCUCCUUUUACGAUGUUUAAUAAAGUUAAAUAAAGGCUUGCUUCCACGGAUGAUGGUGGUAUGGAUGAGCGAGAGUGUGCCGAACUGUCUUUUAAGCACUGCACAUGCGGGAAAACUUAUCCAAUUCACCAUCACUAAAGAUGUGCCAAAGUUUGCACCUUAUCUACGAACGAGCUGCUCUUUGCUGUCGAUUUGUAUUGGACGUUUCUUCUCGAAAUUAUCCAGAAAAUAUCCAAAUCAAUAUAACGACUUGCAUUUUCACACGUUCGAUUCGCCAACGGUGAGAAUGGAGACUGGUGAUGUAAAUGCUAGCGCCACUUUUGCGGUCGACUUCUACAUUCAUCCCAAGAAGCUCCAAUUUCUUGCAAUGUUCAAAGAGGUGUUCGCGAUGACCGCCCAUGUGAUGACGCAAGCAAUACUCCACAACGGGGUUCCCAUUCCCAUUUUUGAUAACAUCACCGUAUCAAGUAAGUUUCACUGGACAACACUCACAAUCUUAACCUUUUUAUUCACUGCCAUUUCUUUUAACGGCAGGAUAUGUUGCGAAAUAUAA